Molecule: messenger RNA, 685 nt
Organism: Galeopterus variegatus (Sunda flying lemur)
Lineage: Eukaryota; Metazoa; Chordata; Mammalia; Dermoptera; Cynocephalidae
Product: chromosome unknown open reading frame, human C12orf56
Exons: 6
Source: RefSeq, a predicted model, not a curated record
CCGAAAAGUGAAAGCAACCUGGGGCCCAUCAGCAGGGGAACACUAUUUAAUCUCUUGGUAAUUUUAAUUAGCAAGCCUCAGAUUCCAAAAUCUUGUCCUGUGCUUGAUAUCCAGCUGGUGGCUGAUUCACCUUUAGUUGAAAUGUCUUUUGAUGCUGAGUUACAGAAACUUAUCCUGCAAUAUACAGAUACAGCUACAGCACUUUUAUAUGAGAUACUUCUUUUCUUUCAGCAGAUACAACUUGAACUUCAUNUACAAAGUUGUCCUCCCAUAAUUACUUUUGUGGCCAGUAUUGUGAAACAAGUGGUGAAGGGGCUUUCAGCUUCGUUUCAGCGGCUUAGUCCCUGCCAAGCAGUUCUGCUGUACCAGCAGUUUUACAUCCUCAAGAGCUGCCUGCAGUACAGCAGGACUCUAGCUGAGUAUAUCAGGAAUGACUACACUGAAGAAUUCAGGUACUUUAUUCACAUGCCAGCCUUGGAAAAAAGGCUACCAUGGUGCUACCCUAUUACCCAGCCUACCACUCAACUUUUUCAUGAAGUUCUGAAAUUGGUUGAACAGAAACAAUGUGUAAAAUGUUAGUAAGAAUAUAAAAUGUUAAUUAGGAAUCAACUUAAUAUUUAUAAGAACAAUUUUUAAAAAAUUUAUUUAAUAUAUGACUAUCCCUGAGUCCUAUAAACACAGAUUU